AAAAAAUUAAGACUCAGGAGGCAUAAGUGUCAGGGUAUACAGUAAUUGUUCAAUAAUAUUGUUGAAUAAACGAAUCUCAGUGCCUCCUCCUUAACACCACGUGAAUUAUCAAGGCACAUAAACCUCACACCCUGUGUGCCGAGGACAUUAGUUCCCGGCCCUUUUUUGGAAGGGCAGUUUCUCCAGAGUAGGUUUGGUGGCCGGAGGGACUUUUCCCUUCCUGCGAGCCGCGCGCCCCCUGCUGCCCGCGGCCGGAACCCGCGGCCAUCGCCACACCCCCCUGUUUGUGUCGGCUCACGAGGAGUUGCCUGUCCCUUUAAUUGGCACGUACCAAGUCCUUCCAGGUUACAUCUCCUCCCUGAGUCUUAGCCGUUGGGAGUCGUCGGUCAGAGCUCCAACAGGUGGGACGGUGAAGACGGUGCUGUAUUUUGUGGGAGAGUCCCGGGCCGACAGGGAGUGAGGGGUACGCGCGCCGCCGCGCCCUCCCGCCGCGCGCCGUAGUGCAGUCCCAAGAUGGCGGCCACCAUGAAGAAGGCGGAGAAAAUAUCACAGGCAUGCCGCUGAGUGAGAGUGAAAUAACAGAGGGUAGCCCUUUGAAUUUAAUAAAGGCUGCAGAAGAUGUCAAUGUUACUUUUGAAGAUCAACAAAAGAUAAACAAAUUUGCACGGAAUACGAGUAGAAUCACAGAGCUGAAGGAAGAAAUAGAAGUAAAAAAGAAACAACUCCAAAAUUUAGAAGAUGCUUGUGACGACAUCAUGCUUGCAGAUGACGACUGUUUAAUGAUACCUUACCAGAUUGGGGAUGUUUUCAUUAGCCAUUCUCAAGAAGAAACACAAGAAAUGUUAGAAGAAGCAAAGAAAAAUUUGCAAGAAGAAAUUGACGCCUUAGAAUCCAGAGUGGAAUCAAUUCAGCGGGUGUUGGCAGAUUUGAAAGUUCAGUUAUAUGCAAAAUUUGGGAGCAACAUAAACCUUGAAGCUGAUGAAAGUUAAACAUUUUAUAAUACUUUUUUUAAUUUGUUUAAUAAACUUGAAUAUUGUUUAAAUUGAUAAUUUUCCUUCUUCAAAUGACAUGGAAAGGAAAACUUUCUUUUUUAAAAAUUUUCAUUUAUUUAAUGGAAACUUGCCUAUUUUCACAUGUCUUGCUUAUUUAUUUUAUAUUUUUAAAAGAAAACAGUAUUCAUCUAUGUAUUUUGCAUAAUGAUUAUGUCAAGUCUAGGGCCUUUAUGUCAUGUUAUUAAAAUCAGUUAAGCAAUCUUUUAUGUUUCUAUAUUAUCAUUUAGAAUAUUGCAGUUUUCAUAUAUAAGAAUUCAACAGUUGUGUCAUGUUUAUGUCUGGUUUUAAUUGCCAUCUAACGAUGGUGAACAUACUGCAAAAAGGUGUGCAAUCCUACAUCUGUCUGCUUAUUUCACAACGGAAACUUUGUCAUAGACUUAAAAAUAGAUAUGUAUAUAUUUUACUUAAAUAUAUGUUAUAGACUAU
Messenger RNA from Microcebus murinus (gray mouse lemur), 1478 nucleotides. The record is from RefSeq and is a predicted model, not a curated record. NCBI's taxonomy places the organism in Eukaryota, Metazoa, Chordata, Mammalia, Primates, Cheirogaleidae.